Messenger RNA from Serendipita indica DSM 11827, 1293 nucleotides. Lineage: Eukaryota; Fungi; Basidiomycota; Agaricomycetes; Sebacinales; Serendipitaceae. The record is from the annotation of a GenBank genome assembly.
AUGACGCCGACUUCUACACAGAGCAAAAGUCCGAGUCCUUCGACAUCAAAUUUGAAGAAACUCUUGACUUCUGCGAUUCUUUACAAAAUAUGCAGCAUUGUCAUUCUCUUCUUCUGCACCUACGCGACGCCGUUUGACGCGUCCCACCUGGUUAUCUGGCCAAGAGCUGCAACCCAAUCCAUCUUUGACAAGUUUAUAUCAACUACACUACGAUGGGACAUCUUUCACUUUUAUGAAAUUGCUCGGCACGGCUAUGUUUACGAACAUCUCUACGCCUUUCUCCCCGGUGGUCCAGCUAUCAUGAGGGCAUCCUCUCUGAUACUGGGUGAGAGUCUCAGUAGUGGGAUGUUCUGGGGUAGUUGGUUCCUCGUCGCAGGGUGUUCAACCCUUUUCACUUUGUACGAGAUUACAUUGCUCGAAACAGGAUCCCAGCAAGUAGCUAUGCUCGCGACAGCAUGCUCUAUUCUCACCACAAGUCCUGCUACGCUCCUGCACGCCCCUUAUGCCGAGCCCUUCUUUGCCUUUCUCACCUUUCGAGGUAUACUGCACUCCACUCGUCGCGAAUGGAAUCGAGCGGCGCUAUAUUUUGCCAUCGCCGGUCUCUUCCGUUCCAACGGCAUUUUGUUUGCUGGUUUCGUGGUCUGGGGCCUGGUAUGUAUACCCUUCCGGCAGCAUUCAACGCCUAGUUUGCUCUCCAUUGUCAAAGCAACGAUUCUAACGGGACUCAUUGCCACUCCAUUUCUUGCUCACCUGUAUUCAGGAUAUUCUCAAUUUUGUGAAGGACCUUCUCCACAGCUCUGGUGCGGUGGUCAACUUCCCUCCAUAUAUAACCAUGUUCAAGCAAAGUAUUGGAACGUCGGAGUCUUCAAAUACUGGACAGUCGCUCAGAUCCCCAAUUUUGUUAUCGCGUUUCCCCCCCUCGCUGUGAUAACAUGGGCAGGCUGGACACAUAUGACUCGUAGGGGGCUCGCAGACUUGCACGUCGUCGCAUACAAUUCUGGCAUUUGGCUAGAACCCCCUUCUUACUCCGAGCCAGUUGCGAGUGAUGUGACACUCUUGGCUCCGGGAAUCACACCACACGCCAUUCACGCACUCCUCUUCUCCGGCAUCAUCUUAUUUGCCUCGCAUGUCCAGAUUAUCCUUCGGGUAUCCUCUUCAAUGCCCUUUAUGUCUUGGGCUGUUGCAAGGCUCUGGGUGGAACACCCAAAGGUUGCCAAAUGGUAUGCAGCUUGGAGCAUUCUAUGGGGAGUUACAAGUCUUGUUACUUGGGGUCUUUUCCUACCGCCAGCAUAA